CGCCCCGCCUCCCUCCGCCCUCUCCGCCAAUCGGCGUCCGAUGUCCGCUUCCGCGCGGCGUCGCCCGGAGGAGCGCCGCAGCUUCCGCCCGGCCGCUGCCGGAAGUGUGAUGUGGCCGCGAGCGGGUCGCCAUGUCUGCCAUCUUCAACUUUCAGAGUCUGCUGACUGUAAUCUUGCUGCUCAUAUGUACCUGUGCCUAUAUCAGAUCCUUGGCUCCUAGCUUACUGGACAAAAAUAAAACUGGACUGUUGGGAAUAUUCUGGAAAUGCGCCAGGAUUGGUGAACGAAAGAGCCCAUAUGUAGCUGUGUGCUGUGUGGUGAUGGCCUUCAGCAUCCUCUUUGUACAGUAGCAACUGGAGAGUGUCCCAUGUGCCCUACUACCAAACAGCAAAGCAUGGAAGACCUUCUGGCAGGAAGACUUUGAGAAGUGUCAUCUACUCUCCUCUUCUACGUUGGAUAGCCCGUCUCUUUGUGGACAGCCCUCUUCCUUCAAAUGGACCAUCAUGUACAGUAUUAGUGAUCAUAAUGUAACUCCAGUAUGUAAGAAUAUUCUAAUGUCACUUCAGUACAGACACUGCUGAUGUAACUGUU
This is a messenger RNA of Oxyura jamaicensis (ruddy duck), 591 nucleotides long. RefSeq names its product transmembrane protein 167A (gene TMEM167A). Bases 132 to 350 code for a protein of 72 amino acids. The transcript is spliced from 4 exons. Gene Ontology annotation, biological process: intracellular transport; protein secretion. The record is from RefSeq and is a predicted model, not a curated record. Lineage: Eukaryota; Metazoa; Chordata; Aves; Anseriformes; Anatidae.